CCCCGCCCGCUGCCGCCCUCCGCUCCCGGUUUCAUGCACCGGUGGCCGCCCGGCUCCGCCGUGCCUCCACUGCCCGAGCCCAUGGGCGGCCGCUCCCCGGGGAGUCCCGGCGGGGCCGGGGCGGCGGCAGCGGUUCGGCGGCGGCUUCGGCGACGCGGCGGAGCCCAGCGGCUGCUGCCCGACGUGCGGAGCAUCUUCGGGGUCCCGCGGGAAGCGGCGGAGCCGGGCCGCGGCCACAGCUUCGCCUUCCGACCCCCGCGGCGCGGCUGGUGCGACCUGUGCGGGGAGGCGGUGCGGGAGCGAGCGCUGCGCUGCGACUACUGCAGGUACACGUGCCACCAGGAGUGCCGCAGCCUCAUCCAGCUGGACUGCCGCCAGCCAGGCCAGUGCCAGAGCCAGAGCCAGCUCUCGCCUGAGGCCACCCUCCUGCCACCCUGCAGCCAGAAUGUAACACAAAGAGUAGAAGAAGAAAAACCUGAGCCUCCAACCCUCCAGGAGAUCAAAGAGAAGAUUGACAAAUACAACACAAAAGUGACCAACUGCCUGCUGAUGAAGCUGAACGAGGAUGGGACCUACACAGGCUUCAUCAAAGUGCACUUGAAGCUGCGCCGCCCUGUGACGGUGCCGGCAGGGAUCCGGCCGCAGUCCAUCUACGACGCCCUCAAGGAGGUCAACCUGGCUGACAGGACAGCCAAGAGAACCUCCUUCUACUUGCCCCUGGAUGCCAUCAAGCAGCUCCACAUCAGCAGCACCACCACGGUGAGCGAGGUGAUCCAGGGGCUGCUGAAGAAGUUCCUGGUGGUGGAUAACCCCCAGAAGUUUGCACUUUUCAAGGAGAUGCGGAAGGAUGGCCAAGUGCUCUUCCAGAAGCUGCCUCUCACCGAGUGCCCUCUGUACCUCCGGCUGCUGGCUGGCCCUGACACCGACCUGCUCAGCUUCGUGCUGAAGGAAAAUGAAACAGGGGAAGUUGAGUGGGAUGCAUUCUCCAUCCCUGAGCUACAGAACUUCUUGAUGAUUCUGGACAAAGAAGAGAAGGACAAAAUCCAGCAGGUGCAAAAGAAGUAUGAGAAGUUUAAACAGAGACUGCAACAGACCUUGAAAGAAGCUCGAGGCAAGCCUGGAUAA
This is a messenger RNA of Indicator indicator, 1125 nucleotides long. RefSeq names its product Ras association domain family member 5 (gene RASSF5). Gene Ontology annotation, biological process: signal transduction. Lineage: Eukaryota; Metazoa; Chordata; Aves; Piciformes; Indicatoridae. Gene Ontology annotation, cellular component: nucleus. The coding region runs from base 34 to 1125 and encodes 363 amino acids. The transcript has 6 exons. The record is from RefSeq and is a predicted model, not a curated record.